Molecule: messenger RNA, 2381 nt
Organism: Osmia bicornis bicornis
Lineage: Eukaryota; Metazoa; Arthropoda; Insecta; Hymenoptera; Megachilidae
Gene: sra
Product: protein sarah
Exons: 7
Coding region: 520-1248 (242 amino acids)
Biological process (GO): calcium-mediated signaling
Cellular component (GO): nucleus; cytoplasm
Molecular function (GO): calcium-dependent protein serine/threonine phosphatase regulator activity; nucleic acid binding
Source: RefSeq, a predicted model, not a curated record
CUGAAAGGCAUAGUUCCUGAAAAGUAUAUAACAGAGAUUAUAUGGAGGAGGAAAUGAGGACGUAAUUUGAAAACUCGCGUCUACGGAUUUCUCUAGGGACUGUCGGUAAAGUUUUUGACACUCGCAUCACCAUUUGAAAACUCACGUCUAGGGAUUUUUCUAGGGACUGUCGUCUAUGAGUGUAAAAGAUUGCACUACAAUAAUAAUAAAAUAGUAAAUACAGUGUGCAAUAUCGAAAGUGGCAUAAAUGGUCCACAAUACGUUGAUACAAUGACAGAUUUUAUAUGUAAAUAGAUAAGUACGUAAAUAAAUAAGUAAAAAAGUAAACAAAUUAUUCUCGAUACGGCUAAGUAUUAACAAAAGAAAGGUGUUAUACAUUCAAUUUAGCCGCUUAAGAAAAGUUAGGCAAGUAUUAUCUGUGUUCGGUCAGCUGAUUAAUAACUUUCUCACUAAAGAUGAUGCAUGUCGUUGGUGUAGUAGUAAUUGUAAUUAUUUAAUGAGAAUUAAAAUAGUGUAAGCAUGGAAGAAAAACGUGGUUCUAACAUAGUGGAAGAUGAAGAUCUAGAAGAAACAGAGAAUAUAAUAAUAAAUGAAGUUGAUGGAUUACCAAAUUUACAUCCUAAUUACCAGCAGUUGGGACUUGAGUUUGAUGUACAGAAAGAUCAUAAUGAUUUAAGUACAAGGUCUAUGGAAGAUUUAGUACACGACGAAGAUUUGCCAACCUCUGUCAUUGUAACUAAUGUAGACCCUCGGGUUUUUAAAAGUGAUGAAUUGAAGAAAGAAAUAGAGAAUCUCUUUAAAAGAUUUGGAGAGGAUGCUACAUUUCAAUAUUUUAGAUCAUUUAGAAGAAUGAGAGUAAAUUACAGUUCGCCAAAUGCAGCAGCAAAUGCCAGAAUACAGUUACACCAAACACAUUUUGGUGAGACCGAUAUCAAUUGUUAUUUUGCACAACCUGUUACUCCCAUAGACAUAGAAGAUCAACAUCUUCAACCACCAGCUCUCACUAAACAGUUCUUAAUUUCACCACCUGCAUCACCACCUGUUGGAUGGGAGCCCAGAGAAGAAAACGAACCUUUAGUUAAUCAUGAUUUAUUAGCAGCUAUAGCAAAUUUAUCUGCAGGAGGUAGUCAUGAAUUACACCCUGGAGGUUCAGGACAACCAGGCAUAGUUGUUCACGUUUGCGAAACGACAAAUCCUAUGAAAACCGUUCCACGUAUUCAACAUACACGUUGUCCAGAACAUUCGUAAGCAAUUUAACUAGAAAUAUUGUCCAUCCUAUGACAAUGAAUUAUUUAUCCAUCCAGCAAGCAAUUAGAAGCAUUACAGACAAUGAUAUUCAACAUUUAAAAAUUUGUUAUUGUCAUAUUGAAAAAUUGAUAUUUCAUUAAUUUGUGAUAAUAAUUAUCACAGGAAAUGAUUUGUAAAUGUUUUUUGCUCAAAUACAAAUAUAUAUAAAUCAUGUUAUUUCAUGCUGGUAUUGCAAAUAAAAAUAUAUUGUCAAAAACGUGAUAUAACUUGACAUAACUUAAAAAUCAUCGAAUACUUAAUAAUGUACAAAUAAAAUAUUAGAAAAACAAUUUCAGGAUAGUUUCAUAAAUUUUGUAGUGAUUCUUAUAAUUCUUCUGAUUUGAAAAUGUGAUUGAAAAUAUUAGAUGCUUAUUUGACAUUUAAAAAUUAAUAAAACUAACAAUACAGUGUCAAGGAUAAAAGGUAUUGAAUUUAGCAAUAUCAAAACUAUUUCAAAUUGAUGUCGCAGAUAUUCUUAAAAAAAGAUACAUAAAAAUUUAUGAUUGUAGAAGAAAUAAAUAGGAUUAACUUCUUGGUCUAAUAAUUGUUUUGAAAUUUGAAAAAUAAUUAACUUGAAAAUACAGAUUUGUAAACAAAUAGGUAUAUGUGCGCUAAAUUUAAGGGCAAUUAUAAACCUUGAUGUAUAUUUAAUGUACAUACAUGUUAUAAUGAAAGUGUACCAUGUAAACGAAAAUUAGCGCUGUUAAUACUACUCUUGAUUAUAGUUUAAUUAAUUAAGAUUCCAAUUAAAAAAUGAAUAAUUUCGUUUCUUUUUUAAACAGUGUUACAACUUUUUGAAAUAUACACAUCGGUAAAUAGACAAUUAAUAGCAUUGUUUUAUUUGAAAAAAAAUUGAAAUUAAUUGUAAUUGGAAAUAUUGCAUAUUAUUCGCAAUGUAUUAGUGUUAUUAUUUUAUUGUAACAGUGAUAUUUACAUAUACAUGUACGUAAAUGUAUAUAAUGUUCUCACUCACAUGAAAUGUGUUUCAUAUUGAUGUAAAAUUUAAUCUAUUAUAGAAUCUGAUAUAGAACUGUUGAAAGUUUAUAAAUAUGUUAUAAUAAAUUACUUUUGUGUGAAUAAAUACGUUAUUCAAA